Messenger RNA from Pectinophora gossypiella (pink bollworm), 2781 nucleotides. It is a transcript of the gene Skeletor, whose product is annotated as protein Skeletor, isoforms B/C. The coding region runs from base 157 to 2568 and encodes 803 amino acids. The record is from RefSeq and is a predicted model, not a curated record. Lineage: Eukaryota; Metazoa; Arthropoda; Insecta; Lepidoptera; Gelechiidae. The transcript has 2 exons.
GUUUCACCCACCGCUAUUUGGGCUGGAAGAUACGCGUAGUGGACGAGUGUGACGGCGAGGAGCCGCAGGAGUCGCGCAUCGUGCAGACCGCACUCCCGGCCGACGACCUCCGCCAGGAGGAGUCCAUACAGUAGCGAUAAGGACACCGGCGUCCUCAUGGGCGAAACAUACGGGCCGGAACGCCGGCGACCGGAGAUUGAAUCGCCGAUAAUGACCACCGGACAGAUCCGCGACGUGAUCGAAGCCGUCGAGACCCUCGAGAGCCGCAUGCAGGAGGCGAAACACAACGCGUCACACGCGGCGCGACAGCCGCAGCCACCCGUGCCGCACCAGUACCGCGUGCACGAGGAGCCUGAGCCGGCGCCGGCGCGCGACGAGUUCCCGCGCGCACCGCCUGGAUACUUCCUGCCGCCCGGCGCGCCGCACACGCUGCAGAGCGUCAUGCGGCCCGACAGGCCAGAUCGGACGCGCGCGCCACCGCCGCCGCCCUACCGCCGCCCCUCGGGCCCCGAGCUGCCGCCGCGUCGGCCACCGCACGGCCCCUCGCCGCCCCCGUCCUAUCCGCCGAAGCCGAGCUUCCCGCUGUCAAUGCCGAUCACGCACGGCAUGCCUAAGAAGCCGUACGGCAAGCCUGGCUACGGCCGCCUGCCGCCGAUGCAGCGGCCGAUGUCGCCAAUUCCACCGAUGAAGGCGAUGCCGCCGCUGCCCCCGAUGCCGUACCCAAAGCCGACGUUUGUGCCGCCGAAGCAGCAGCAGCACAACAAACAGUAUCAGAAGCAGAAGCAACCGCCGUUGCCGCCAAUGCAGCCGGUGUCGAACGCGGUGCAGAACAUAAUAGUCGGCAAGCCGGGGCCGGUGAAGGCGACGUCGCCGACACAGAGCCAGACGCUCAGCCUGGGGCGCACGGACAUUAUCGCAAACCAGGUGGUAAAGAGCCAAAUCACUCUGCCGGGCGGGCCAGGCGCGGACGUAGUCUCUUCAAGCGGUCAGCAGCUGGUGACAGGCUCCUCAGGGCAGAUCAUUCUCGGCAAGCCGAUGGACCACCCGGUACCACUAGACCAGCAGAUGACGCCCACCCAACAUUACUCCGUGAACGCACCCCCCACUUAUCCGACUGACCCUAUUCCCGGGAAACCGAACAUGCAGGAUAAUGAAGUCAAGUCUUCUGAUUUCAUCGGUGAGUCGACGGACCCGUCGCCGAUGCAGCCGGCAGUGAACACCGGGUUCAAGCCGAACACGAUUGUGAUAGAGAGCGGCUUCAAGCCGAUCAUCCGCGAGCCGUUGAUGGACCGCACGGGCGGCGACUACUCCGCUCCUAGUGGCCCGAGCACUGCCAACCGCCGCGAGGAUACUGACGUCGACGUCGACUACGAUGACUCGCCGCAACCCAUCAACAACCACGCCUUCAACACGCCCAGCGAUAAAAUCACACAAUCUUUCGAGCCGAUGUUCAUUCCGUCCCCUCCCGAUACGUUGCUGCCCACUAACGAUAGAACGAAGGAAGUAUUUCCCAGUAAUCACGCCAAAGAAGACAGGCCGCACCCCGUCUAUGUCAAGUCAGACAAUGAAUUGAAUUCGUUGUUCAGCAAAAAGAACAUGGAUAAAGAAGUACCUUCGGACAUGGUCAUGGAAUCUGAUAGAGUUAGUCCUCAUUAUUUGCCCCCAGAUCCUAAGGUACCUAAGGAACCGUCUCAGAAGCUAUCAUCAGCCAACGAAGAGACUUUCACGACAUACGAUGGAAAGAUUGUUUCCGCUGCGACCCUUACGAGUGUUCCUGAUGAGAAACAUACCACUAAAUUGUUUUCUUCUAAACUCCCCGCUACCUCCGAACUAUUACUCAAGGGUCCUCAAUUCGGGCCGUUCCGAGGGGAAAUCCCCCCGGCCGUAGCCGGGUCCAUAAGUAAAACCACCACUGAGAUGGAGAAAGGAACAAAUACUCGUACAAAUCUAAAGCUAGUGAACACCUUCGUUCCACAAGACGACACAGAGCUAGACGCUGAAGGAAGCGAGCACCAUGAUGUGAAACUAUUUCAGAAAGGUGACUUGACGAAAUUCGAACCGGACGAAACAACUAGUGAUGAAACAAAGGAAGACACAACAACCGACAUAGAACUCAUGGGAGCGGUGAAGGGUGAACUGUUGAGAGAAAUAAAAGAAACAAUAGCUGAAGUAAAAGAUGAAACAAAACACACAAAACCGCACAAGAAAGAUAAAGAAGAAAAGAAAGAUGAAUUUACUGAAUCUUCUACAAAGGAAGGGUCGCAACUAAAAACUAAAGCAGCAUUAAGUAGCAAACCGAAACACGCGUACUAUGAGCCUGAUAAGCUGAUGCAGUUCAGUAUGCAGGAUGACUACAUAACCGAUUAUAAUGACGGCGAGGAUAUGUUGAAAAGUAAGAAACGACGAGACCUCACUACUGCAACCGAACAAAGCGCCGAACAAAACGUCAUACGAAACAAGAGGGGGGCUAACAACCAAAUUGAUUUUCAAAUUAAUUCCAAAAGUGUAGCCAGCAGGCUAUGCUGGUCACAUCUACUGCUACUACCUUUAUUUAUUAGAUUCUUUUAACGUUUGCGAGUGUAUUUAUUUAUUUAUUGGAUUAAAUUAUUUGACCUUGCCAUUACAUGCAUUUACGUCGGGUAAGUGCUCGGCUGCGCGCGACGACCUCUCGUCUCCAGCACCUGUUACCACUAAACACACGUCGAUGCAAUUCAAUACUCCGGUAGAAUUAAGGAUUUUGUAAAUAUUUUUAUUACUGAAUAAAAUUAGUAUUAAAGUUUA